AUGCAUGAUGCAUGGGCAAGGGUCAUGCGGGUUUCGUUCCUUUUUUCCCUCCUUGUAACCGCCUGUUCUCCUUUCCUGGGCUUUUUUUUUUUUUUUUUUUUUUUGCUUCUGCUCCUGGUUCGCCCUUCCCGUGUGCCCCUGCGCGGGCAACAUGCUCCCGUCCGUCAAACAGGGCUCUCACACACUUACGGUGAGAAGGAGAGGCGAUGGCGCCCAAUCAGGUGGACGUUAAAGAAGCAGAAACAGAAGCAGACGAAGAAGAUCGAUCGAAGAAGAGGACCUCUAGUCUCUUUGCCCCGCUCCGAGGAUGGGGCGCCUGGAUAUCGGCUCCUCCGUUCUUGUUUUGAGUGCUCCCCGGCGCUUGAUGCUGCAGUCCUCGUUCUAUAUAUAUUCAUGCCCUUGAUAUAUAUACGCCCGAACUCUUCACUGCAGGCGGUGGCUCCUCUACCAAGCUCCAUCAUCCCCAUCCCUAUUAUCACCAUCGUCUCGACCUAUAAGGCUGUCAGCAAGGCUUCGAGGUCGAGCUUCAAGCCGUUAAAGAGGGAUCUUCCAUCUUCUUCAGAUAAAGAGUGUAAGUGGGCUCAUUCACAGUAUGAGGGCGGAGGUUUGAGGUUUGAGGUUGAGGUUAAAGACGUUUGUCUGCUGACUCUGGCAGAAGAAAGACAAGACAGCUACAACGUCCGACUAAGCAUCACCAACCUACCGGCACCAGCCAUCAUGGCCGGCCUCACAUGCCAGACCCAAGCAAGUGAUGGCGGCAUCAGUGAAGACAAUGCUGUCUCUUCUCCUUUUAUCUACAUACCCAAGACUCAGAAGAAGCUGAACGCCAGCUCGAAAGAGGACUAUAUAACGUCCUUUCUCUUCGAGGAUGAGCGCCCCUUUGAUGCCUCUGUCGGAGAUGAAACAUCCUACUUUCCGCCCUUCCAAGUGACAGACUUCGAGAGACAGACGGUGACAGACCUGGCGUUGCCCAGCAGGACGUACGCGGCCACCGGGAGCCCAGUAUCAGCCUUCUCGAUGUCCAGCGCAGACGACGAGGACGUCCCGGAGGUGCAGAGCUUGAUCAGGCCGCCUGCCACCACGGCUACCCCUACCGCGGCAUCAGCGCGCAAACCAAGCGAUGCGGGAUCCAGAGCAUCUUCCUUUUCUCUAGAGCGUCGAAGGACAUCGAGAGGACAGGCAUCUUCGUCUUCCAGAUCUACUUCGUCGACCAGACCAAGGCGCAGCAUGCAACAUCUUCGCGGCAGAUCGGGGGCAGGGCCAGGGACUUAUACCAACUAUACACCCUCUCGGUCAGACAUGGGCAGCAACUCCCAGCGUAACGAGCGAGAUCUCGUUGCCCUCCACCGUGAAAGCUGUCUUCUUUUCAGCCAGAUGGGGCCGUAUAAAGAGCUAUCUUCGUCUCCUACAGACCGUAACUCCUUAUCGGCACGCCACUCCCACUCACAUGUCCCUACCGCAUCAGCGAGAUAUUCUUCUUCACAGCAGCCUCAACACUCGGCUUCUGCGUCUCCGCUGCUCCGGCCAGAAAAUACACCUACUUCUCCAUUCCAGUCUGAUGGAGCCCCAUCUCCACUCACCCAUCAGUCUACGUGGAACCCCAUCCAUGACCAAACAAACAACGUCUCUUCACCACCGCCUCUCCCUAAGACAGUAAUCGACUGGACGUCUCCCUCAACCAGACGGAGGGAAUAUGAAAAGAUUGACCGUGCUAGUCGUGGGAUCCGUGGUGCCUGGAGGAAGUUUGCUCCCCAGUGGUGUCAGAGUAAAGAUGCUCGAGCCCCCUUUUUCGAAGAAUGCAAGGCCGGUCAUGCAAAGGACGAUGGCAGUGUGAGGCGGUUCCGCAUGGAUAUCCCAGAGGAAGAGGAAGCCGAUAAAUCUGCCGAUCAGCCGCCACGUCAAGGACUAGGUGUGUUGAGAAAUGGACUCGUCUCAGCAUUGACUCGACUCAAGCUAGAGAACGAGACCGCUCAGCCUGUCAAGGAGAAGUCUGCUCCUAUUCCCACCAAGCAAUGGCGGCCUUUUAUCAACAGACGUAAUUCGUCAUUGGUCUAG
Molecule: messenger RNA, 2055 nt
Organism: Trichophyton benhamiae CBS 112371
Lineage: Eukaryota; Fungi; Ascomycota; Eurotiomycetes; Onygenales; Arthrodermataceae
Exons: 3
Coding region: 1-2055 (684 amino acids)
Source: RefSeq, a predicted model, not a curated record